CGCUUAGCGCGCAGGCGCACUACUUGAAAAUAGGAAGUUGAUGCAGAUUUUCUUUCCAGUGAAAACAAAGUAGAUGUGACACCGCAGUCUGCUAAACAACAACAUCUACGGUGUUUAUUGUAGCUCAAGUGAAGCUCCUAUGCCAUAAUGAAGGCAGCCAGAAGCAAUAUGUUGGGUGCUGCAACAUCCAACAACGCGGUCAAGUAUUCACGACUGGCGGUUGACGAGGACGGUUACAUAGACUUACAAUUUAAGAAAAGCCCGCCAAAGGUCCCAUACAAGGCGAUUGCACUGGCAAUAUUCCUGUUUUUGAUUGGCUCCUUACUGAUUAUCUUCGGGGCUCUUCUUCUGUCAGGAACCUUAAAGGUCGAGCAUCCAGACCGCACCAUUCCUGUCAUCAUUAUAGGGCUACUCGUUUUCCUUCCUGGAUUUUACCAUUUGAGAAUAGCCUACUACGCCGCUAAGGGUUACCGGGGUUACUCCUAUGAUGACAUCCCAGAUUUUGGCGACUGAGCCAGCUGCUGGUUGGUGGAGAAUCCCUUCCUUUUGCCACACUGUAUCCUGAGACUGCUGCCUGCUGUUUACUUUUAAUGUAUAUAGAAAAUAAGGCAAAACUUUAUCACUGUUCUGCCAUGGAGACAGUUGUUAGUUCACAGGAUUUUAACUGUUUUGCUUAUUGGAAUUUUUUUAAAUUCUGUGUUGUUUAUUCGCCAGUAACAGCUGCAUGAUGCUGGUGGACAAUACUCAGCACUCAUUCAAGAAAUUAUAACAAACCCUGGAUGAGUGGUGAAGCACUCCGCAGAUGCCUUUAACUUACGACCGCUUGAAAGUCCAUGACUUGGAUGACUGAGAAUGUUUGCACAGUUGCACAGCUGUUUCAUAUCUCCAACAAAUAUUUAAUUGUGACUGUAGUCUGUAUGUCAUGAAAAGCUCAGAUUAUAUUUGCAGUACAAUCCAAAGAGUGAUUACUUUGUUGAAGUACAGUAUAUUUUUGAAUUAUUAUAUAUUCCUUUCUGUAUGAAGUAUUGUUGUUUGUGUAUAUUCAUUUGGUUGUGAAUAUCAAAGAAAGAUGUAUUUUUACAUACAUUUGCUUGAUUUAAAAAAAGGAAAUAAAAGUAUGAAUCUCAUCAAGAAUCUGAA
Molecule: messenger RNA, 1140 nt
Organism: Micropterus salmoides (largemouth bass)
Lineage: Eukaryota; Metazoa; Chordata; Actinopteri; Centrarchiformes; Centrarchidae
Product: transmembrane protein 230-like
Exons: 4
Coding region: 148-513 (121 amino acids)
Biological process (GO): synaptic vesicle transport
Cellular component (GO): endomembrane system; synaptic vesicle
Source: RefSeq, a predicted model, not a curated record